Molecule: messenger RNA, 1410 nt
Organism: Funneliformis caledonium
Lineage: Eukaryota; Fungi; Glomeromycota; Glomeromycetes; Glomerales; Glomeraceae
Source: the annotation of a GenBank genome assembly
AUGAAACGGGGUAUAUCUGGUCCUUGGGGAGCUCCUGCUACCGUUUGUGAUUCUCCUAUGAGUCUGAUAGAAGCAACGUUUGAAUGGUUGGAAAACAAUUGGAAGAAUAAGCUUGAUUUUAUUAUAUGGACCGGAGAUAACGCAAGGCAUGAUAACGAUGAUAUGAUACCCCGAACCCCCGAGGAAAUGUUUCAAUUAAAUCGAAUGAUAACCGAAAAAUUUUUAAAAACUUUUGGCGACACUCAACUUCGUGGAAGAAAGAAAGCACCACAUUUCAUCCCUAUCGUACCCUCUAUAGGAAACAAUGAUAUUCAUCCUAAUAAUAUCGUCCUUCCAGGUCCAAAUGACCUUCUUACAAUUCUUCAUGAUAUCUGGUCUCCUUUUAUUCCUAAAAAACAGCACAAAACCUUUUUGAAUGGUGGAUAUUUUUACACAGAAGUCAUCCCCGAUAAACUCAUUGUUGUCUCAUUAAAUACCUUAUAUUUUUACAAGGCAAAUACGGCCGUUAAUGGAUGUAAAGCAAAGGAUCAACCUGGCACGAUUCAAUUGAGAUGGCUGAAUAAUGUUUUGAAAAGGGCUAACAAACGUGGAUUGAAAGUUUAUUUAUCGGGUCAUGUGGCACCAAGAAUCAAACAAUAUACAAAGUCAUGUUAUAGGAAAUAUGGACGAUUAUCAAUAAAGUAUCACGAUAUUAUCCUGGGGCACUUUUACGGACAUUCCAAUAUGGACCAUUUCUUUUUUUUGAGCGAAAGAAGUAGGAAAUUUCGUCCCGUAAAUACUACAAUUCGAGAAGGAUUAAACAUUUUACAAGAGGAUCGAGAAGCAGUCGAGACCAAAGUUUAUAAUAUUGAUAAAUACAUGAAUAAACUUCUCAGACAUUAUCGUAAGGUUCCAUUCACUAGAGAGAUAGAGAAAGAAUACGCUGUUAUCAAUAUCAAUCCGUCUAUAAUUCCUACAUUCUUCCCGGCUUUAAGAAUAUUUGAUUAUAAUACAACCGAGCUGACAAAUGAAGAUCAUGAAGUCAAUUUAGCGGAAAAAUCUAAAAAAGAUCAUUUAAAUUCCCCUGCACACGUAAACACAUUUUUGACGCCCUUGGGUUAUACACAAUAUCUCAUGAAUCUCACUCAUGCGAAUUUAUAUCCAAACAUUACACCAGAAUACAUAAUCGAAUAUACGACAUGGAAUGACUAUAACAUGAACGAUUUAACAGUUCCAAGUUGGAUUCAACUAGCACGAAGAAUUGUAAAUCAUGGAUUCAGGAGCAGUUUAUGGAAAAGAAUUCAAGAUCAUUUAAUGGUAGGAACGAGAUCCCUGAUUAGAGAAAAGAAUAAGAGACAUUAUCAAAAUGUAGAUUCAAAUGAUCGUGUAAAAGGUCCAGAAGAUUAUAUAAUUUCGGAACUUUCAUUUUAA